This is a messenger RNA of Lycium barbarum (goji berry), 558 nucleotides long. RefSeq lists its product as uncharacterized. The record is from RefSeq and is a predicted model, not a curated record. Lineage: Eukaryota; Viridiplantae; Streptophyta; Magnoliopsida; Solanales; Solanaceae. The transcript has 2 exons. Bases 1 to 558 code for a protein of 185 amino acids.
AUGGCUCCAGUAGAAUUGAAGGAGUUGAAAAUUCAAUUGCAAGAACUUCUUGAGAAAUAUUUUAUUCGCCCAAGUGUUUCUCCCAGGGGAGCUACUAUUUUAUUUGUGAAAACGAAAGAUGGAACUAUUAGGAUUUGUAUUGAUUACCGGCAACUGAACAAGAAUAGUGAAGAUCAUGAAAAGCAUCUCCAAAUUGUUUUGCAAAUUUUGGAAGAGAAAAGGGUUUAUGCUAAGCUUUCCAAAUGUGAAUUUUGGCUUGGUGAAGUGGCUUUUCUAGGACAUGUUGUGUCAGCUGACGGUGUGAAGGUGGAUCCUAGUAAGAUUCAAGCUAUUGUUGAAUGGAAACCGACUAAAAGUCCAACUGAAGUAAGAAGUUUCUUGGGCUUAGCGGGAUACUAUAGAAGGUUUGUCAAAGGCUUUGCCAUUAUAGCCUCUCCUUUGACUAAACUCUUGAGGAAGGAUGUCAAGUUCGUAUGGGAUGACAAAUGCCAAAAGAGCUUUGAAAAGCUCCAAUCCUUAUUGACACAAGCUCCUAUAUUUUACGACCCAACCCCGUAG